Messenger RNA from Oenanthe melanoleuca, 1516 nucleotides. Its product is annotated as collagen alpha-1(I) chain-like. The record is from RefSeq and is a predicted model, not a curated record. The transcript is spliced from 2 exons. Lineage: Eukaryota; Metazoa; Chordata; Aves; Passeriformes; Muscicapidae. The coding region runs from base 1 to 945 and encodes 314 amino acids.
AUGCGCAAACACGAUCGCGAGCCGAGCGAGCGCCGCGCUCCGCCGGCGCCCAGCCGAGCCCCGCCGAGCCGGAGCCGCCCAGGGGCGGCCGGCGGGAGCGGCGCCAGCCGCGCACGCACCUGCCCCCGGCCUCACCGCGCCGCGCGGCCCGAGCGCGCCGGCUGCUCCCGCCUCAGGGCUCCUGCCCCGCAGCCGCCUGACCCUUCUGCCCAUGCACGCCCGCGCCGCGGCGAUACCUCCCUUCCUCGCCCGAGCGCGCACCUUCCGCGCCGCGGGCGGCCCUCCGUUGGCCGCCCCGGCCCAGCCGGAGCUAGCUCCCCUGAGGCCGCGGCGUUCCCUCCGUCUCGGUUUCCUCGGCGGCACGGUCCGCCCGUGCCCCCGCGCCGACCGCUGCGCCUGCCCCCGCGCCCCGCCGCCACGGCCAUGGUGGUGUCGGGGCGGGGCGGCGGGGGCGGGAGCGGCGGAGCCGGAGCCGGUACACGCGGCUGCCGCGGCCGGGCCGGAGCCGCGCCGCCCGGCACCUCCCCGGCGUGCGGCCGCGCGGGGCGAGCCCAGCCCGCUGCGGCGGGAGUGCGGGCGGCAGCGGCGGGGCUGAGCGGGCUCUUCCAGCGCGGUCCAGGUGAACGUUCUGCCGGCAGCAUCUCCGGGGGCUCUCGGGCGCCUGCCGCUUCUCAGCGUUCUUCUUUUCCCGGACGGGACGCUGUGGCAGCAGAGACUCGGGGGUACUCGGGGAAGCUGAUGUCCCGAGGGAGAAGGCUUUGGCCGCCAGCCGCUUCGCUGAGGAGCGGGAGCUUCCAUCGGAUGAACUGGAAGUCGGGCAGGAGCCAUGUACCAGGCCCACCACCUCACACGCUUCAGCCACCAGACUGGGGCUCCCGGCUGGGCACGAAUGCCGACCUGGCGAAUUUCAGAACGGUCCUGUCUGUCUUGAGUUUAGACACUUAAGUGCAAACUUAGCCGAAUUUUUCAGUUUUUCCUUCCUUAAAAUUAACAUAAUCAUGACUGAGAAUGUGAGAUAUAUGGAAAGUCACUUCUGGAACAAAACCUUUUAAUUUACCAAUGCAACUGAGAGAAGUGACCUGAUAAUUCAACAAGGACCUGCUUUUAAGGACUUGAUCAUAAAGAUUUCUCAGACUUUACCUAAGCAAAUUACAUCAGGAAAUUUCCAGUUCUUGGGAAUGAAGUAAAACAGUGCUACUUCACUCUGACUGCAGUAUUAAUACUUAGUAGCUGGUAUAGAAUAUUCUUGCGAGGUUAAAACUAAAACAUAUUCAUAAUCCCACAAUCCAUAUGAUAGCAUAAGUGAAUGUGCACCUCAUUUCCUGAUGAAUAUAUCCUGCUGCAGCAUUCUGCUUUUAAAAUCUGCCAAGUAAAAAGCAGUGAAAGAACUUGUCUCUUUGUUUAUAGUCCUUUGCAUCCACUUAAUACAAACCCCUGCUAUCCUUACAAAACCAUACAUAAGCAAGCAUUCUUCCUUUCAGUUUUGCUUACAAACUGUUGCCUACAAAUCAUCCAC